Messenger RNA from Pogona vitticeps (central bearded dragon), 771 nucleotides. The record is from RefSeq and is a predicted model, not a curated record. NCBI's taxonomy places the organism in Eukaryota, Metazoa, Chordata, Lepidosauria, Squamata, Agamidae.
CUGCCGCCACUGCCGCCACUGCGGCCGUCACCACCGCGACUGCUCCUGCCACUGCCACCAGUGCCGCGACCAGCCAGUCCAGGAUGGAGAACUUCAGGAAGGUCAAGACCCUGGAAGAAGAAAGCUCCGUACCUUUUUUGGACUUGCCUUCCAACGUGGUGGAGAUGAAGGUGAAGGAAGGCAGCAAAAUCCGGAACUUGAUGGGCUUCGCCAUGGGCAGGAUGGAGUUGGCGGACACGCGACAGAUUGUCUUCAGGGGUUACGGCCGGGCAGUCACCAAGACAAUCACCUGCGUAGAGAUCAUGAAGAGGAAGCUUGGGGGUCUCCACCAGGUCACCAAGGUACAAUACAAAACUCUGCUGGAGGUCUGGGAGAACAACGACCCCCAGGUAGAAGGCCAAGUGGAACAUCUCACCGUCCACAAGAACGUCCCUUCCAUCUGCAUCCUGCUCUCCAAAGACCCGCUGGAUCCCAACCAGAUGGGUUACCAGCCCCCCGAUUCCCCCAAAGGCUUCUGGCCGGAUGAAACUAGCAGCCAACAAGAUGGAUCGGGUGCUUCCCCAAAAGGCAUGAAGAGGAGGUUGGUGGUACCCUACAGAGAGGAUCGGGUGAACAAGAAGGCACCGGUGCAAACACUCCAGGAGAACUUGGGGGUGGUGAUGGGCUGUGGACCCUGACAGCAUCCCAGUCUUGCGCAACUGAGACAAAAACCCAAGCCAUAUGUCACUUACACAGGGACCACUGGUUUGUGUGGAGGCACAGAGAGAUGUU